Molecule: messenger RNA, 1340 nt
Organism: Mercurialis annua (annual mercury)
Lineage: Eukaryota; Viridiplantae; Streptophyta; Magnoliopsida; Malpighiales; Euphorbiaceae
Product: phosphoglycerate mutase-like protein AT74H
Exons: 5
Coding region: 167-1144 (325 amino acids)
Molecular function (GO): phosphatase activity
Source: RefSeq, a predicted model, not a curated record
AGUCAAUUAUGAUUUAAGAAUUAAUUAUCGGUUGUCGAACUAGUAGUAGUGUAUGUUUCGUAUAUUUUGCAAUCAAAUUACAACACAUAUACUUCAAACAUGACCCAACAAUUCUCACUUUCUAAUUCUACCCUUAUGUUAUCAUAUUAUAAUUUCAUCUCAAGAAAUGCCUGCAUUUGCUCUAUCAUUACUCUCCUCGUCAUUAUUACCCCAGCCAUUUUCACAGCGAGAACCGGUCAGUCUUAUCUCCAUAAAAAGCUCUAGGAAGCGGAAGGUAACUAUUGAAGCUUCUACAAACGGGCAUGUCAGUUUUCCUGAAAAUAAUCCUCCUAGGCCUCGCAGGAUAAUACUCGUUCGACAUGGCCAAAGUGAAGGAAAUGUGGAUGAGAGCGUGUAUACAAAAGUUGCCGAUCCAAAAAUUGGACUCACUGAGAAAGGUAAGGCACAAGCAGAAGAAUGUGGUAUAAGAAUAAGAGAAAUGAUCGAGAAAGACGGAGCAAGUGACUGGCAGGUGUAUUUUUAUGUGUCGCCUUACAAAAGAACACUUGAAACAUUGCAGAAUCUGGGUAGAGCAUUUGAACGUCCCAGGAUAGCUGGUAUGAGGGAAGAACCUCGUUUAAGAGAACAGGAUUUUGGAAAUUUUCAGGAUAGAGAGAAGAUGCGGGUAGAAAAAGCUAUUCGAAUGCUAUAUGGUCGUUUCUUUUACCGGUUCCCGAAUGGAGAAUCUGCAGCUGAUGUUUAUGAUAGAAUCACUGGAUUCAGGGAAACACUGAAAGCAGAUAUUGAUGUAGGACGAUUUCAGAGGCCUGGUGAACGAAAUCCCAACAUGAACUUAGUCAUAGUGUCUCAUGGCCUCACAUUGAGGGUGUUUCUAAUGAGGUGGUAUAAAUGGACUGUGAAGCAAUAUGAGGCACUGCACAACUUUGGAAAUGGAGGAAUGAUUGUUAUGGAAAAAGGUUAUGGUGGAAGGUACAGCUUAUUAAUGCAUCACAAAGAUGAAGAGCUAAGAAAGUUCGGAUUGACUGAAGAAAUGCUGGUUGAUCAAGAGUGGCAAAAAAUUGCAAGGCCUGGUGAACUGAGCUAUGAUUGUCCUACGGUGAAUUCUUUUUUCGCACAUUUUGACGAGGAGGGAUGUAAAACAUGAAGCACAGGAAAAUGCAUACUCAUCAAGUAAUAAUGUUCGGGUAAAAGUAAAGCUACACCAAGGAGACUACAUUAUAUCAAAGAGUCGCUAACAUCGCUAAUUGCGUCAAUAUUCAAUGUCAUAUAGCUGUAGUAAGUGUACCUGACCAGAACAAGAUUUAGUUUGUGUAAUUAUGUUGGAGUUCUUUCUUGUCCCA